Apis cerana (Asiatic honeybee) is the source of this 2026-nucleotide messenger RNA. RefSeq lists its product as uncharacterized. Gene Ontology annotation, molecular function: odorant binding; olfactory receptor activity. Gene Ontology annotation, biological process: sensory perception of smell; detection of chemical stimulus involved in sensory perception of smell. Gene Ontology annotation, cellular component: plasma membrane. The record is from RefSeq and is a predicted model, not a curated record. Lineage: Eukaryota; Metazoa; Arthropoda; Insecta; Hymenoptera; Apidae.
CUAUUAGAGGAUCACUAUCAGAGGGCACUAUUGUCUAGUUUUGACAAAUUUCAAGAGACUUAGCACACACAAGAUAUAGGAUCUAACAAACAAUGGGAUAUUUUGUUUCAUAUUCUAAAAUAAUUAAAUUUUAAUUUCACUGAUAUUUUUUCAUGUCUCUCGAUUUCUUCUUAAUUGUUCGAUAAAAAACUCUUAUUUUAUAAAACUGCAAAAUGGAUAUCAGUAGUUUAUUUUUUCAUAUAAGUCAAUGAAUUGUCCGAAUGUUUCGCUACAACUAAACUACGAAGACUGGCACUGGAAAGUGAAGCAUUAAUCAUUAAUUUUUCAUUCUCUACAUAUAGAUCCAUUCAUCCACUUGAUACAAAUUGCUACGUCUUUGGACAUUGUUAAUAUGUCGUUACAACAGUGUGUUAAGUUGCUCUUGCAAUUUUCUUUUUUAUUAAGAAAAGAAAGAAAUACGAGGAUAGAAAAAGCUUUUGUAUUAUUGCAAAAAUAUCUUUCCAUUUUCCAUAUAAAUUAAUCAAAUCCAUAUAUCUUUGUGGAAGACUGUAAUCAUGCGAAUCAAUUGUUUGAAAAUAUAAAAAUUAUUUAUUGCUGUAGAAAAUAUGCACGUUUACAUUUAUGCUAUCUAACCAUGACAGUUUCUUCAUGGAUAUGAACACUUAUGGGUAAAGGUUUCCUGAAGAUUGGCUAAACAGACGAAUAGAAUCGUACAAACAUUUUUUUUAACCAUUUCUGUGAUAAAGUAUUAUUAUUGUUUACAAGAUGGACAAGCAAACAAUAGAGAAUCAAUAUCUGAAAAUCAAUAAAUUUUUUGGCCAAUUAGUUGGUGUGUGGCCUUUUCAAGAAAGAUUUAUCAAGACUUGCAUGCGAUUUAUUGUAUCCGUCGUAAUGCUUCUUGACCUUGCAACGCAGAUAUCACGGGUAAUAAUGUUCUACAACUUCGAUGUUUUUUCGGAUCAAAUACCAUACUUGAACGCAGCAAUUAUUUGCUUAUUCAAGGAAUAUAACUAUGUUUUGAAUGAAAAUAAACUCAGAGAACUUCUAAAUGACAUCAUAUCCGAUCGGUUGAUAAAACGAUCGAAGAAGGAGUUGGAGAUUUUGGAAUUGUAUUCGAGAAAAGCAACAACGCUGUGCAUUCUUUACAAAGUUAUGGUAUAUACCUGCGCGUUCAUGUUCCUCGUCAUACCGACUAUACCACCUAUUCUGAACAUCAUCGCGCCUUUGAACGUAUCACGAAGCCGUGAAUUUAUCUAUCCAACCUAUUAUUUCGUAGACGAGCAGAAAUAUUAUUAUCCCAUAUUAAUGCAUAUGAUACUAGCGAUAUUGGUACUUUCUUCGGUAUAUCUGGCCUGCGAUACAAAUUUGGUACAAGUUGUGCAUCAUGGAUGCGCCUUGUUAGCUAUCAGUGGGUAUCAUUUCAAGCAUGCAGUGGAUGACGUAAAAAUUUGCGACGAAAAUUAUAUCACGCUAAUGGAUGAAACUUAUACGAGAGUCAGACAUUCCAUAAAAGCCCACAGAACGGCCGUUGAAUACGUGGAUAAAAUAGACGCCUGCCACAUAUAUUACUUCUUACUUACCAUAGGAAUGAUAGUAUUAACUUUCACUGGUACUUUCGUGAAGCUGUCGACCAUGGAAAUUGGGAUUAGAUUCUUCACGUUUUGUGCAUACACUGUUGCUCAACUGACUCAUCUUUUUUUCUUAACGAUUAUGGGACAAUUUCUUAUAAAUGCUAACGAAGAAAUUUUCAGAACAAUAUACGAAGCACAUUGGUACAACGGUUCAUCGAGAACGCAAUCAUUAUACGUACUGGUACUUCGAAAAUGCUUGACUUUUCCAAAACUGACAGGAGGAGGAUUGAUUACUUUGAAUUUAGAUAGUUUUGUACAGAUUUUAAAAGCAUCAUUUUCUUAUUACACUGUAUUUAGAUCUUAAUAAAUACAAUAAUAAUAACAUAAAAAGUAGAAAAAUUUCUAUAUAGAUUCGAUAUUUGUUGCUAUUUAUACAUAUAAAAUAGUAUAUUAGU